This is a messenger RNA of Glossina fuscipes, 1487 nucleotides long. RefSeq names its product G2/mitotic-specific cyclin-B3-like. Gene Ontology annotation, molecular function: cyclin-dependent protein serine/threonine kinase regulator activity. Gene Ontology annotation, biological process: mitotic cell cycle phase transition; regulation of cyclin-dependent protein serine/threonine kinase activity. NCBI's taxonomy places the organism in Eukaryota, Metazoa, Arthropoda, Insecta, Diptera, Glossinidae. The transcript has a single exon. Bases 2 to 997 code for a protein of 331 amino acids. The record is from RefSeq and is a predicted model, not a curated record. Gene Ontology annotation, cellular component: cyclin-dependent protein kinase holoenzyme complex; nucleus; centrosome.
AAUGCUACAAAAGCAGCUAAAAACAGAAUUCCUUAGUCCAGCGUUGCCUGAAGAGACAGAGACAGCUGAAGUGCAGCCAAAAAUGCCUCCUGUCGGUGUGGAGGAUUUUGAUAAAGCCAAUUGGAAUGAUCCGUUUCAGGUGUCACACUAUGCCAUGGAUAUAUUUAAUUAUUUAAAGGCCCGAGAGGCUGAAUUCCCGAUAGACGAUUACAUGAAGCGCCAAGUGCAUUUGUCUAAAUGGAUGCGUGCUCUGCUUGUGGACUGGAUGGUGGAAGUUCAAGAAACAUUCGAACUUAAUCAUGAAACUUUGUAUUUAGCGGUAAAAGUGGUCGAUUUGUUCUUGUGCAAAGUUGUUAUCAAUAAGGACAAGCUGCAAUUAUUGGGAGCGUCCGCUCUAUUUAUAGCGUGCAAAUUCGACGAGCGCACACCACCAUUAAUUGAGGACUUCUUAUACAUUUGUGAUGGUGCUUACAAGCAUGAAGAACUAAUACAUAUGGAGAUGUGCACUUUGCGAACUAUUGACUAUGAUCUCGGAAUACCUCUUUCUUAUCGUUUCUUGCGACGUUAUGCUCGAUGUGCAAAAAUAGCCAUGCCUACACUUACUUUAGCUCGCUACAUAUUGGAGUUGUCUUUGAUGGAUUAUGAUACCAUUGCUUUUAGCGACUCUAAAAUGGCCGCAGCCGCUUUGUUCAUUGCCCUGCGAUUGGUUGGUGAAGAGGAAGCAUGGAAUGCCACUUUAGAAUACUAUUCUGGUUAUAAGUUAAUGGAUUUUGGAGAAAUUGUACCAGUAUUAAAUGAGGGAUUGCAUCGUAAACCGAAAGGCACCAUCAAAACCAUACGCAGCAAAUAUUCACAUAAAAUAUUUCAUGAGGUAGCCAAAGUGGCAUUGAUGACUACUGAAGAACUUUUUGAAAACAAUUUAGACUUGGCUUCAUAUUCAAUGAGUGCACCUAUUAAUACAUUAAAGAAAGCAGAAGGUGGAGGAGACGCUUCGUAAGACUCACAAAUAUUACUAAUACCUAUUAAAAACAAAAGGAAAAAAAGCAUGUUGUGCCCAAAUAUUGAAAAAGAAAAGAAACGCAAAACUAGUUCAAAUCUUGAUUUUUAUAUAUAAGAUAUUAGAAUUUCUCCUUUAUUAUCUAAAUGUUUGUAUUUUUUAUUUAAAUUUAAUCAAUUACUCUGAUAUCUUUUCGUUUGUUACCCUUUUUAUUUCAUUACGCUGCUUUACAACUAUCCUUGCUAUCACAUCCCUCUCAAUGUUGCUUUUUAUUUAGUAAUAUUUAGUACGCUUUUAUUCCAAACCGCUUCAUUAAAUUUAGUAAAUAGAAGUUUGUUAAAAAUUGACUUGACAGUGUCUUAUGCACAGACUUCUCUUUAUAAACAAACUCGUCUGUUCUUAGAUUGAUCGGCGGAGCAAAUUUCCAAUUCUUUCAUUUCACUCUAACCUCAUUAUCACGACUAACCCCCUUCUCCCGAUCAUUACACAU